AUAACAAGGAAAACCUCUUUCAGUUCAUAAGGACACCUGAUUGUUGUAUUAAGAUUUGAAAAACCUUCAAAAACUUAUCCUUUAAUAUCCCCACAAUGGUCCUAAAACGUAAAUUAUUCUAAAAUAUUUAUAUUGUAAGAUAUUAAUUAUGUAAUAUCUAUAGCUCUAAAAUAAUAUCCCUUUGAAAUAAGAUUAGUAGGACAAGGUGAUAAAACUCAUAAAUCACUUGGGUUGAUUUAUUGGAUAUUACAUUAUUGCAGAUAGUAUUGGUGUACAUGUCAGCUAAUAAAUAUUAGCAGAGCAGAAUUGCCAAAGCUUUGUCUAAAUUCAUUUAAAAAGUGUCACCUAUAACAUAGUUUGUCCACCAGAGAACAAUGAUAACUAUAUAUUUCAACAGUAAAAUGUCCCUCUCAGUACACUAUGGUAACAAUUCAUUAAAAAAAAAAAUAAAACAACAAAUAUAAGGAAUCAAUAUCUAUAUAUUUGCUAUAUAGUUCUGUCAUUGUCCGUCUUUAAAAUGUAUAUAUGACAAUUGGCCUAAAAAAAUCCAGUAUCGGUCAGGGAAUAAAGGUAAUAAUUUUGCUUGGCACAUGAAGAAAGGAUGUUUCUACACACACACACUAACACACACACACACACAUACACACACACCCACAGGCCUGAUGAACAUUGACCUGUGUUGUUCUGUAUCUGAAUGAUCAUCAUGUUCGGAGCAAAGUCCACCUGCUGGGUCAAACACAAGCAGUGCUGACAUUAUUACAUUACAUCAGUCCCACUGAAACACGGCAACAAAACACAAAACUGUGAGAAGAAAAGAGCGAAACACCGACCAGAAUGGAAACCACAUCGUCAUUUAUCAAAUCCGUAACCAAGCGAGUGUGGUCGCCGCCACAGCGACCUUUCAGGGUGUGCAGUAACAACAGAGAGACCAGGAAGGGCAUCACAGCCGGGACCCUGGAGGAGCUGAAAGAGAGGGUGUGCCAGGCACUGCUGCUGUCCCUGUCUGCGGUGUCUCUGGCUCUGGUGUGUGAGGAGGACGGUACAGAAGUGGACUCCGACGAGUUCCUCAUGACCCUGCCUGACAACACCAUCCUCAUGGCCCUGGAGCCCGGACAGACAUGGAGACCACAACCGGGUGCAGUUGUUCUCAGAUCUCAAGACCACAACAAGCCUCGGACAGGGAAAGACAUAGCCCGCGUCACCUUUGACCUCUACAGAAUGAGCCCGAAGGACUUGUUCGGCUCCCUGAGUGUGAAGGCCACAUUUCAAGGCCUGUACUCCGUGAGCGCUGACUUUCAGUGUCUGGGGCCGAAGAAAGUCCUCAGAGAAGCCCUACGUGUUGCCUCCACUCUCCUUCAGGCCGCUGGACACCUGCUUAUCACUACCGCCUCCAUGAUCCGCCGCAUUAUUGAAGGCGCUGAGCUUUGGCAGCCGCAGAGGGACGAGUACACAGCCAGCUGGAACUGACGGAGCCAAGAGAGACAUCUGAUAUCAUUGUUGACUUAAUAGGGAUCUGAAUUCACUCCUACUAUUGAGUAUCUCAUUUGGUAGCCAGUGUGUUGCCUAAUUGCAGUUUACCUCGUUAAGAGGGGGAAAAGAAACCACUUUUUUGACUUGUUAAUGUAGUAUUAACAGUGAUGGUCCUCUAUGUGGUGAUUGUAUGACAGUGCAUCAUACUCUGCCUUUUAUGUUUUGAUGAUUUCAGGAAUGUGGAGGACAAAAAACAAACAUGAAUCUUAAAUGAUUGUGUGUUAGAAACUGUAUUUAGCAACAACAGCGGUAGCUUCGUAAUGUAGCCUUGUAACAUGACAACGUGUUUCAUAGCUAUAAAUGUACUUUAUAUUUUCUGUGCAAUAUAUUCUAUAUAAUAUCAGAGAAUCUUACUUUAUUUUUGUUCAUUUGGUGUGAAUUACAAGUUGGCAAGUGAACGUCUGCUUCUAUCAGCUCUGAAAUUACAAGUGCUAACUGAUCACAUAAAUCAUGUAGUUAUUGUUAGACAUUAAACAAAACUGUCUUUUUU
This is a messenger RNA of Thunnus maccoyii (southern bluefin tuna), 2020 nucleotides long. It is a transcript of the gene cideb, whose product is annotated as cell death inducing DFFA like effector b. The transcript is spliced from 5 exons. NCBI's taxonomy places the organism in Eukaryota, Metazoa, Chordata, Actinopteri, Scombriformes, Scombridae. The record is from RefSeq and is a predicted model, not a curated record. The coding region runs from base 835 to 1467 and encodes 210 amino acids. Gene Ontology annotation, biological process: regulation of apoptotic process; apoptotic process.